AUGGCGACAGACACCGAUAUCAAGGGCCAACCCGCCAUCAACCCAAACACAAUCUUGGGUCCCGACGUCAGUAAGGUAGACCCGUUCCAAGAGACGCACGACAUCGCGCAAGCAGCAUUUCCACCGGAGCUAUCGACCAGAAUACGCGCCAGCCUUGGGCUAGACCAGACAUAUCAUGAGCUGAUCAGGGACAUCUCGAGGCAUGUCACCUCGCUCCAACACCGACAGGUGCCGCCGCAAGACCAGCCUGCAAACCCGAAGAAGAGGAAGCUUGAAGAUGAAUCGGUUACCAUACCCAAGGCGCAGCAGAAUGGGUCGCAGCCGGCAUUCCAUAACGGCGAUCUGGAGAUCCACAGCAUUUUCGAAUGCAGAGAUGUCAGCGUGCAGAUACCAGCGCGGAAGAAGCUGAAACUCAGCAUACAACGAACCGAAGUGGAUGACCGAAUGGCCGCGAUCGCGCUUGUCAACCAGUCGACCGAAGCUGUGGAACAUCGACUGCAGCCUCACCGGCUCGAGGCGGUCUUUGUAAUGCCCGUACCCGACAAGACAGUACGCCAAAACUAUUUCGUCGUCAUGCCGAAGGCAGGAGAGCUGAGCAGUGACGGCAAGCCAGCCGAGCCGAUGGUCUUCACGAUGGCGGAGACUCCUGUAUCUGCUUCUGUGACGCACUGCGACAGGUCAUUACCAACCAGCGAGGACGACACUCAUGUCUCACUGACCGAGAGGGCCCUUGAACGAAUACUGGUGCCGCACCAUAAGCGCAUCACUAGACCAGACGCAGCAGAGUUUGCGAGCAGUAGGCCGCAGCCGCAUCGGAAGGGUGAGAAGGCGUAUCAUGUGAAUGCACAUAGUGGCAGCAAAGAAGGCUACCUCUACUUCCUCCCCAACGGCAUCCUGUUCGGCUUCAAGAAACCUGUGCGAUUCUUCCCCUUCUCCGCCAUCGAGAGCAUAUCCUACACCUCCGUCCUGCAACGAACCUUCAACCUCGUCAUCGCGUAUAGCGAACACACCGAUGGUUUGGAACCGCAGGAGACGAAGCAAGCCGAGUUCAGCAUGCUCGACCAAGAAGACUUUGCCAACAUUGACGACUACAUCAAGCGACACGGCCUGAACGACGCUUCCAUGGCUGCGGAUCGGAGGGCGAAGGCUUACAAUGUCAAUAAGGUGGCCAAAGAGGACGGCGUGAAUGGCGAUGCAGCGGCUGGCGGGGUUGACGAGGAUGGUAUGACGGAGUUGCAGAAGGCGGAGCAGCAGUUGCAGGAUGAGGAAGAUGAAGAGGAGGAGGAUUAUGAAGCAUCAGGUGGCGAGAGUGAUGGGGAAGGCGAGGAGAGUGGAGAAGAGAGCGAGGAUGCAGAAGGCGAAGCUGAAGAGGAAGAAGACGAGGAGUAG
Molecule: messenger RNA, 1389 nt
Organism: Saxophila tyrrhenica
Lineage: Eukaryota; Fungi; Ascomycota; Dothideomycetes; Mycosphaerellales; Extremaceae
Exons: 2
Coding region: 1-1389 (462 amino acids)
Molecular function (GO): nucleosome binding; histone binding
Source: RefSeq, a predicted model, not a curated record